CUCAGAGCAAAGUGCGCUCAUCUUAAAGGCUCUUAUUGAUUCCCAGGCUCUGAGACUGGUGCACAAUCAGCCAGAUAAAAGACUCCAGUUCAGUUCAGUUUCAUUUAUUUAGAGCUUUUUACAACAGAUGCUGUUACAAAGUCAGCUUUGAAGAAAAUCAGGGUCCAGUAAUGGCUUGGACUCCUGAUCCCAGCUCACCUGGUCACCAUGGCAACCCUUAGACAAACCACAAGAGCCUGGAAACCUUGGCAGCAGCGCUAAACCCAGAGGCAAGAGCUAGGAGAUCCCUCAAGGUCACCUCCAACAUGAGAGAAAACAGAACGCAACGCAAACGGAUCUUCUCCCUUUGUGGCAUCGUCUUCAUUUUGUACCUGGCUUCUGGUUCUGAGGGACAGUCUCAGAAAUGCGAAUGUCCAGCAGCCAUGGUUCUGCAACAGCUUCCUACAAAUCUCCCCAACGACACCUGCUGUCUGAACUUCUCUGGAUCUUCACUUAACAAUCUGUCUUGGACGGCUUUCAGCUCCUUGGCCAAGCUUGAGAUUUUGGACCUGUCCUUUUGUAAUCUCACCCAUGUUUAUGAAACUGCUGUUGGUUUUAAGCUCUCCACACUGCGAGAGCUGUACCUGAGUCAGAACCAACUCAAAUCAGUGCCUGGCACAUUUCUAGCUAAAGCGUACAAUUUGGAAGUGCUGGAUUUGAGGGACAAUCUCAUGGAACAUCUGCCUGCGGAUUUCUUGCAAAGCUCAAACGGUCUCCGUGUUCUGCUUCUGGAUGGCAACCAUCUGCAGUUUCUUCCCAGCACUGUCCUCAAACCCUCACUCCAGCAGAUGGAUUUGGAGGGAAACCCCUGGAACUGCACUUGCUCUUUGGUGGAGGAGCUCCAGAAGGUUCGGAACGGCAACUCCACCAGCCUGGAGGACAUUGUGGGCAAUUUGACCUGUGCUUCUCCACCAAGACUGGCAGGCAAGACUCUGUGGUCAGUGCAGGCCAAAGACAUCUGUCCACCAGCGCGCGCUAGCCUUAGCGCCCUUUUUAUACUCCUGCCGCUUUUCCUCCUCCUGGUCCUGUUGCUCUGCUGGUGCUGCGGCAAAACAGGGAAGAAGAAAGAGGCCCAAACAUCCAGGUCCUGCAAGAAGGACGCUCAUUUGAACAGGAACGGACGCUGGGCUCAGGAAAAGCCGGCAUUCAGAGAGAAAGCAGGAGCUGGAGAAAGCACUAAAGAUGCUAUGCUAAAGAACCAGCUAAUGUUACGGCCUUCUUCUGCUCUGCUGGGCAGCACGAGGGACAUCUACGAGGAAGUGGAGGUCAAACUGGGGUCUGUGGACUCUUUGGGGCCUCCACCAUCAGCCUCGUCCGCAGAGGGCAUUGUCAGUAAAGUGGAGAACGAGGAAAAGGAAGAGGAAGGUAACAAGCAAGACCUGGAGACAGUCAGUGUGACUGAAGUGAUGAAAGACUCAGCUGACCGCGAGAAAGCCUACAUGGCUCAGUCCACCAAAUAUUACAGUCUGGUUCCUGGGCUAGAACUCGAGGAUUCGGAUCACGGAGAGUACGAGAGCGUGGAUCUUUCCUGACCCUCCUACAUUUGCAUUACAGGACUUGCUCAGUACCAUUUGUCAGAUAAAGCAGCUGCUGACCACACUGAAUGAUGACCACACUGGAUGAUGACCAAAGUAUGCCCCCAAAAGAAAGCAUGAAUCCCGAAGGUCUUGGAAUACUUUCAAGCCAAAUCUACACACUUGCAAAAGAUGCUUCUUCAAGGGUUUUUUAGUCAAAAACAUGGUUCUGUUAAGGAACCAUGGACAUUCAAAAGAGAACCCUUUGCACGAUUAAAGGGUUCUUUGCAUCAUUAAAGGUCCGAUUCAUGUAGAAUAUGCUGUAGAUGGUUCUAUAUAGCACGGGUUCUUCUAUUGUUACAAUGUCAAGCCUAUAACAAUAAAAGAAACCUUUUUGGUUCUAUGCAAAAUUUAAGAGCAGUGUAAUCUCCAAAUGACCUGACUGCAUGUCUUUGGACUGUAGGAAGAACCCCACACAGACACAGAGAGGACGCUAGUUGCCCGACUGGGGAAUCGAACCCAGGCCCUUCUUGCUGUGCGGCAAACCCACUGUGCCACUGUGCCGCCUUAUAAAGUCAUUUGUGAAUAAUAUUUUGGCAAGGAAUGACUGGCCCUCAGGUGUCUUGAUAUGGUCCAUUCAGGCCCCCUAUGAAAAAAGUCUGGACGCCUCUGACGUAGACCGUACUAUAAAAAAAUUGCAGCUCUUGCAAUUUGAAAAUUGUGACUCAGUUUACAUUUUAACCGUUUAAUCAAGCAGAUAUUUAGAAACAUUGGUGGAAUUCCCCUCUAAGACCUUUUCAUCCCUGUACUGUGGAACACUUGAGAUCCGUGACACGUCUGCUCCUGUUGGAGAGUUGAGUUCAGAGGAGCGAGUGGGAGGUUCCAGCACGGCUGCUGUUUAAACGUCUGUGUUACUCACUGCUGUUAAACCUUUGUGUUACUGCUGUAAUGGAAAUGUGUCAUCGGGAGUCAUCGGUGGGCGGGGCAGAGUUCUGUUGCCAAGAUAAGCUAAGCACAGUAAUGGGAGUUGGUUUUUGUGCUGUUGUUUAACCUGUUUGCCUUUCUGUUUUACAUUUAAAGCCACUGCUUCCCUUAUUCUGUUCCCUAUUUGAUUACAGCUUCUCAGCUUUCCUGCGGAUCACUGCGCCACACCAGCACAUGCUUCGCUCCUCUACCGCACCCGAGUCACCUCGUCAGAUAAUUAUCAGGCCAUACAUGAGCAAAUUCAGGUGUGGUAAGAUAAGGAAGAAAUGGACAGUUCAUUUCCUGUAGGCCUGGGCAUGAGAUGAACUGGGUUAAAGGGGAACUCCACCUUUUUUCAAAGUCCCUGCAUAAUUGAGUGUGGGGGAUGUAAACAGAGAGAUUCAGAGUGGGUUUGGUGUGAAAUGGUUCAGACGUCUUUACAGUGGUGGUGAUAGGAACCAGGGGUCGCCAUGACUACAACACAGAUAUAGACGUUUUAUUUACCAUCCAGAACCACCAGAGAACCUACAUGAGUCUUCUGAGUUUAUAUGGAAUGUUGACGAUGGAAAAUAGUGGAUAAUCUGAAAGUCAUAACCGUUUCCUGUAGGAACUUUCUGUGAGGGAGCUUUUAGAGGUGGACGUCUGGUUCCUAUCACCACCACCGUGAACAGUUCUGACCUGGUAAAUGACUGGUUACAUCUUAACCCUUUAAUUAUGCAGGAAUAACAAAGACAUUGAGGGAAUUCCCCUUUAAGUAAUAGUUAUUGAUAACACUAGGGGUCUAAAUCUCUGAUUGGAUUUGAUUGUGGUUCUUUAUGAAAUGAUUCAGGGCAUUAUAAAUGCAAUUCAACAAGAUACAUUUUUUAUUAUGUUUAUUUUUAGAAAUACACUUUUUAAAAGGGUUCGUUAAAGAACCAUUUCCUGGUUUUCCGUCAUAGGGAAGAACCAUUUAGCCAAUCAGUGAACUAUUAAUGCAUUUACAUGGUUCUUUGAGUGUUCGUGGUUCUAUGUAGAAUCAUUGCCUUUACUAAAGAACCCCUAAAGAACCACUUUUUAAAGCGUGGAUAAUGAGGGCUUUGUCACUGUUGUAAUAAUAUACUUUCUGAAAUAUGUGUCUAAUAGGCUGUACAGUUUGGACAUGCAGAAAAUAUUAAAUAUAAAAAGAUAUUUAUUUUGCUUUUAUGUAAAUUCAGAGAGACCAAGAUUAGAUUUCCUACACGUUUAUCCAUGAGCUCUCCAUCGAAAGUAGGACUGUUUUAUGCCAUUUGGUCAGCGUCACUGUAAAGAUAAUGUGUAUUUAAUAAAUGACUGAAGUACUUUUUCAAAGUAUUUCUUUUUUUGGUCAUUUUAUUUUAUUGGAAAAGUCUUUUAAAAAUAAA
This is a messenger RNA of Pygocentrus nattereri (red-bellied piranha), 3895 nucleotides long. RefSeq names its product leucine-rich repeat-containing protein 26. Gene Ontology annotation, cellular component: plasma membrane. The record is from RefSeq and is a predicted model, not a curated record. The transcript is spliced from 3 exons. NCBI's taxonomy places the organism in Eukaryota, Metazoa, Chordata, Actinopteri, Characiformes, Serrasalmidae. Gene Ontology annotation, molecular function: protein binding. Bases 306 to 1571 code for a protein of 421 amino acids.